GUUCUCGGUGACGUCACACUGUUCAGGACUGCCACUUAUAAGCUAACAACAACAGAAGAUCCUGGAAAGCUAGCGACCUCAAAUAAGAGGGGGCGAACUGCUUCCAUCUCGCUGUUUCUGAUGUAGAUGGACUUUUGGACAGAGCGCUGACGAGUGGAAGCGACAGAUUCCUCCGCAUCCUCCUCUUGAGACCAACACCUUCUGUCACGCUGGCAAUGUCAAGAGUCCCGAGUCCCCCUCCCCCGGCAGAAAUGUCCAGCGGGCCUGUGGCUGAGAGCUGGUGCUACACGCAGAUCAAAGUAGUGAAGUUCUCGUACAUGUGGACCAUCAACAACUUCAGCUUCUGUCGUGAGGAGAUGGGCGAGGUCAUCAAGAGCUCCACCUUCUCUUCAGGGGCCAAUGACAAGCUAAAGUGGUGUUUGCGCGUCAAUCCUAAAGGCCUGGACGAGGAGAGCAAAGACUACCUGUCUCUCUACCUGCUGCUGGUCAGCUGUCCAAAGGCCGAGGUCCGAGCCAAGUUCAAGUUCUCCAUCCUCAACGCCAAGGGAGAGGAGACCAAAGCCAUGGAAAGCCAGAGGGCGUAUCGCUUUGUGCAGGGUAAAGACUGGGGCUUUAAAAAGUUCAUUCGAAGAGACUUCCUCCUAGAUGAGGCCAAUGGUCUUCUACCUGACGACAAGCUCACACUCUUCUGUGAGGUGAGUGUGGUGCAGGACUCGGUCAACAUAUCUGGCCAGAACACCAUGAACAUGGUGAAGGUUCCCGACUGCAGACUAGCGGACGAGCUUGGAGGCUUAUGGGAGAACUCUCGCUUCACCGACUGUUCCCUGUGUGUGGCCGGCCAGGAGUUCCAGGCCCACAAAGCCAUCUUGGCAGCGCGCUCUCCUGUAUUCAGCGCCAUGUUUGAACAUGAGAUGGAGGAGAGCAAAAAGAAUCGUGUGGAAAUCAACGACGUGGAGCCUGAGGUCUUCAAAGAGAUGAUGUGCUUCAUUUACACUGACAAGGCUCCCAACCUGGACAAGAUGGCAGAUGAUCUGCUGGCUGCAGCUGACAAAUAUGCUCUAGAGAGACUGAAGGUCAUGUGCGAAGAUGCACUGUGCACCAGCCUGUCGGUGGAGAACGCAGCCGAGAUCCUCAUCCUGGCAGACCUGCACAGCGCCGACCAGCUCAAAACGCAGGCGGUCGACUUCAUCAACUACCACGCCGCAGAGGUGAUGGAGACUGCAGGCUGGAAAUCCAUGGUCGCAUCUCACCCUCAUUUGGUGGCAGAAGCAUACCGCUCAUUGGCGUCAGCCCAGUGCCCUUUCCUCGGACCUCCGCGCAAGCGCCUCAAACAAUCCUAAUGGGUCUCACUUCUUAAAAACACGCAUCACCACACAAUUGUACCCUACUGAUCCCUCCUUAGGGUCCAUAAUAUGGAGGACAUUUCCCCUUUGCUGUUACCUACUACACUACCUACAGCCCUCUUCUGCCCUGUGAUCCAGAACCUGCUGUAUUAAGAUAGAGGGAAGAGCUUGGACAAGGAGGAGGGGGAGGAGAUGGAAGAGGGGCUGGCUUGUGAAGUGGACAUUUGUCGUUUACAGAAUAUAAAAAGAAAACAAUCCUGCACUUUUCCAACAGUGAGGUGGGACCUUGUGCUCUUUUUUCCCUCCCAAUUUGUGAAGAAUCCUGCAACAACUUCAGGAGGAAAACACACAAAAAAAGGAAAUAUGGAGGCUGAAAAGGACACACAAGGUCUUUAACAAUUGGACAUUCAAGGAAGGACACGUGAGCGAUUACUGAGGACUGUCUUGUUAGUUAGACCACCAAAGGGCUAGUCAAAUGGAGAAAAAUCAUCAAACUUACUUUCCAAAGCAAUUUGGGAAACAUUGCACUACAUACAUAAGCAACCCCCACCCCGACCCCCCAGGUUGACUAACUGCAGACCCGUUUGGACCAGGCAGGACAUGUACACCCUUUAAAGAUGCUUUAUAGGCGUACACAACACAAACACGAGUGUUGAACACUGCCUUCAUUGUAUCUGUUUAAACUUUUUAAUAGAAAGCAGUCCUAACUAGACAAUAGCAACACAACUGGAUGUUGUGUGCUUGUGGGCCUUGAGAGCAAAUCCAAGGCGACUGUGGUAAAGACAUAAUAUUCAGUCAUGUGAGUUAUAGUGGCAUCUUUUCCCCAAAUAUUUCUUUUCCAAAUUAUUCCAACAUGAGUUUUUCUUGCAGGCAUGAUGGCUGCAAGGACUUUCAAAUUAAAUGAACACGUUUUAAUGUUCAAAUGAGACAGAAUGUGAAAGAAAAAAAAACAUGCACAAUGCUCCAAAAAAAAAAUCCACACACAAAUUAAAUUGAUCUUAAGGUCCUCUUUGUUCUUGCCAGUGGAGGAAUAUUGGUCAUUUUGCUUAGAAGGAGCCUUUGUCAUUUCUUUCCUGUAGAUAUUCUUGGUUUCUGAGAAGUGACAGUUGUUGCCAUUUUUUUUGUUCCCAAAAGAAUAAACCACAACUAUUUUGUAUCGAAUGCAAGGCAAACGUCUUUUUGGCCUCUUAUUUUUACAAAAAUUGGCAGUCUUGCCUCUAACCUGCUCAAACAACCUAAUUUGCCUGUGUGUGACUUCUAAAAAAAAAAAAAAAAAAUUCCCCACAUUUUGCACGUGAAGAAUCAAGUAAAAAUGUACAUUUAUUAUAUUUGUUAAAUUUAAGAUUUAAUAUUAACAUUAACAUUUUCUUUUGUUUUAUGGCAUGUUGUUUGUCUUUAAAAUUACACGGUACAAAAUGUCACGACUACAAAUGACAGAUUAUCCAUAUGCAGUUAUAAAACUGUUAUACGGUGGUAUAAAUGGUACACAAUUUAACAAGUUAUUAGCUGUUUCUUUUAUUUUGGUUAACUUAUUGAGCUAAAUGGGCCGCACGGUGGCCUAGUAGUUUGUUGGCCACACAGUCUGGCUGAUCUGGGUUCGACUUUCCGUUGGACAUCUCUGUGUGGAGUCUCCCUGUGCUCUAGUGGGUUUUCUCUGGAUACCGCUCACAUCCCCAAAAGAUAUGCACGUUAGGUUACUCUAAAUUGUCCAUAGGCAUGAAUGAGAGUGUGAAUGCUUGUAUUUGUAUUUGUACUUUAUUUAUCCCACAGCGGGGAAAUUCACUUGUUACAGCAGCAAGCAAGAUACGCAAGUAAAGAAUGCAUAGUGACAUAGUGAAUACAAAAUGGUGCAGGUGUUGUAGAGCCUGACAGCGGUCGGUAUGAAGGACCUGC
Molecule: messenger RNA, 3236 nt
Organism: Dunckerocampus dactyliophorus (ringed pipefish)
Lineage: Eukaryota; Metazoa; Chordata; Actinopteri; Syngnathiformes; Syngnathidae
Gene: spop
Product: speckle type BTB/POZ protein
Exons: 10
Coding region: 216-1340 (374 amino acids)
Biological process (GO): regulation of proteolysis; proteasome-mediated ubiquitin-dependent protein catabolic process
Cellular component (GO): nucleus; cytoplasm
Molecular function (GO): ubiquitin protein ligase binding
Source: RefSeq, a predicted model, not a curated record